Alligator sinensis (Chinese alligator) is the source of this 857-nucleotide messenger RNA. It is a transcript of the gene RWDD1, whose product is annotated as RWD domain containing 1. Gene Ontology annotation, biological process: cytoplasmic translation. The record is from RefSeq and is a predicted model, not a curated record. NCBI's taxonomy places the organism in Eukaryota, Metazoa, Chordata, Crocodylia, Alligatoridae. The transcript has 6 exons. The coding region runs from base 216 to 650 and encodes 144 amino acids.
UGUUAUCAGAAAACCCAACGUGUUUCACUAUAACUGUGACAUCUGAAGCAGGAGAGAAUGAUGAAACUGUCCAGACAACCCUUAAAUUUACAUACAGACAGAAUUAUCCAGAUGAAACUCCACUUUAUGAAAUAGUCUCCCAAGAUAAUCUUGAAGAUAAUGAUGUCACAGAGAUAUUAAAGCUACUAGAGCAACAGGUAGAAGAAAACCUGGGGAUGGUAAUGAUCUUCACUCUAGUGUCUGCUGUACAAGAAAAAUUAAAUGAAAUAGUAGAUCACAUAAAAACAAGAAUAGAAGAAGAAAAGAAACAGAAAGAAAGAGAAGCAGAAGAAGCAGAAAAAGAAUGUUUCCAUGGCACUCCUGUUACAAUUGAGAAUUUCCUAAGCUGGAAAGCAAAAUUUGAUACAGAGCUCUUAGAAAUAAGAAGGAAAAAAAUGAAAGAAGAGGAGCAAGCAGGAAAAAAUAAAUUAAGUGGAAAACAGCUGUUUGAAAUGGAUCAUAAUCUUGACACCUCUGAUAUUCAGUUUUUGGAAGAAGCUGGAAACAGCGUGGAAGUAGAUGAAUCCUUGUUCCAGGAAAUGGAUGACUUGGAGCUGGAGGAUGAAGAUGAUGACCCUGAUUACAACCCUGUUGAUUUAGAAAGUGACUAGAUGGAAUUUACUGAACUGGCUGUAUCAUCGGUGUGUGUGGACACACUUAAUGAGGGAGGAGCAGACAGGAAAGCCACGGUAUCUGUGGCUAUACCAAGCAUGUAUUGGUUUUCUUUUUUUUGGAGGGGGAAGAAAACCAAAAUACUUAAGGAGAAUGCUCUCCUGAUUACUUUCAUUAAUAAAUUGACUAACAUUUCAGGUGUGAAA